UAAGCACAUCAACUCUCUGACCAAAUUCCAUUAUGUUCUUGUGGAACAUGUCUCCAGAAUGCUGAAUUUCAGAACGAACGUGACCCCGAUGAAUUCGUGGGGAUUCCCAGUCAACAACACGACGAAUUACGAUGGAGUGAUUGGUUUGCUACAACGCGGAGAGAUUGAGGUGUCCUCUGUCGGCCUUUUGCACAAGACAGCGCGUAUGGAUAUUGUUGAUUACGCAGGGGAGACAGUGUGCUAUGAGGGCACAUUUCUGUUCCUGAAGCCGUCUCUCUCCGACGUCUCCAACAUAUAUACACUCCCCUUCAGUCGUGCUGUGUGGGUCACAUACCUCGUAACGAUGAUUGUCUUUUCUUAUGCCCUCUACGUUACUCAGAGAACAGAAAGUGGAAUUGACGACUCAGAAGCAACACGUCCAUUGUCAUUGACUGACUCCUUCUUCACUAUUAUUGGAAUCAUCUGCCAAGAAGGAUCUACUCGUGAUCCUCGGAGUCUGUCUUCUAGGAUUAUAUUCCUGUCUCUGCUGAUGUUGUCUCUGUUCCUCACUACAUCCUACUCGGCCAUCAUAGUGUCCUUAUUGCAGACAACCAGCACAGCAAUUAACAGUUUAAAGGACCUCAUGAACAGUCCGUACACACUUUCUAUGAACGAUGUAGUCACCAACAUGAACUAUGUUAAUGAAACAACAGACACUGAAAUCAAGGAUCUCUACUUCAAGCAUCUCUUCACCCAGCCACACCAUGAAGCUUUCACCAAGUCAGCGGUCGGUGUUGCGAAGAUGCGAAAGGGACUGUACGCCUAUCACGGCGACGCCGAUGCUUUCAAAAUCAUCAGCGAGACUUACGACGAGUAUGAGAAAUGCAGACUCAAAGACAUCAAAAUGUUCUCAACAGUUCAGUUAGCUCUGGCUGUGAAAAAGGGUAGCCCAUUUAAAGAACACAUCAGACAACGAGCCCGUUGGUUAAAGGAGUCAGGGAUAUCCGACAGAGAGUACAAAUACUGGAUUGUUCAGAAACCAAAAUGCCACGGAAACGUUGAAGGAUUUAACAGUGUGCGCUUACAGGAUUUCUACCCAGCUUUGUUGGUUUUCGCUUAUGGUUUGGUUCUAGCUGUAGGUAUUCUCAUUCUCGAGCUGCUUUACCAGAAACUUCUCUCCCUGAAAUACAGACGCUAUUAA
Cryptotermes secundus is the source of this 1180-nucleotide messenger RNA. RefSeq names its product glutamate receptor 4-like. The coding region runs from base 59 to 1180 and encodes 373 amino acids. Gene Ontology annotation, molecular function: ligand-gated monoatomic ion channel activity. The record is from RefSeq and is a predicted model, not a curated record. Gene Ontology annotation, cellular component: membrane. NCBI's taxonomy places the organism in Eukaryota, Metazoa, Arthropoda, Insecta, Blattodea, Kalotermitidae. The transcript is spliced from 6 exons.